Messenger RNA from Apis mellifera (honey bee), 2403 nucleotides. RefSeq names its product ATP-dependent RNA helicase dbp2. The record is from RefSeq and is a predicted model, not a curated record. Gene Ontology annotation, molecular function: RNA helicase activity; ATP binding; RNA binding. NCBI's taxonomy places the organism in Eukaryota, Metazoa, Arthropoda, Insecta, Hymenoptera, Apidae. The transcript is spliced from 6 exons. Bases 143 to 1993 code for a protein of 616 amino acids. Gene Ontology annotation, cellular component: ribonucleoprotein complex; nucleus; cytoplasm.
CAUGAUAUUUGUUUCAUAGAUUCUCUUCGAAUCGUGUAACGAGUAGAGCAUACUUUUCCUUGAUUCUGAUCAUUGGUUUGUGUUUCUGUUAAGGAAAAUCUUUAUAAUUCUGAAUUUAAAAUAACACAGAUUUUCCUAAAAAAUGGCAUACCGUGAUCGUGAACGUAAUGAUAGAAGAGGAGGAGCACGUGGUGGAGGUCGUUUUAAUAGUAGAGAUGGAAAUAGUGGAGGUGGAAGAUUUAGUAGUAAUUCCAAUAGAGAUAGUAAUUUUGGAAACAAUAAUUUUAAAAACAGACAACCUGGAGAACGGUUACGGAAACCAAGAUGGGAUAUGAGUACAUUACAACCAUUUAGAAAAGAUUUUUAUCAGCCACAUCCUAAUGUUACAACUCGAAGUUCACAUGUAGUUGAAGCUUAUCGUUCUGAUAAAGAAAUUACUGUGAAAGGAACAAAUGUACCAGGUCCAAACAUAUAUUUUGAGGAAGGUGGAUUUCCAGAUUAUGUAUUAAAUGAAAUUCAUAGACAAGGAUUUGGAGAACCAACUGCAAUUCAGGCACAAGGUUGGCCUAUUGCUUUAUCUGGACGUGACAUGGUUGGAAUUGCUCAAACUGGAUCUGGAAAAACAUUAGCAUAUAUUUUACCAGCAAUUGUACAUAUAAAUCAUCAACCAAGAUUAAACCGAAAUGAUGGACCUAUAGCUCUAAUUCUGGCACCAACAAGAGAACUUGCACAGCAAAUUCAACAAGUUGCAUCAGAUUUUGGUAUUUCAUCACAAGUAAGAAAUACUUGUAUUUUUGGUGGAGCUCCAAAAGGUCCUCAAGCUCGUGAUCUUGAACGAGGUGUUGAAAUUUGUAUAGCAACACCUGGACGUCUUAUUGAUUUUUUAGAACGAGGUACAACAAAUUUACGUAGAUGUACAUAUUUAGUACUUGAUGAGGCAGAUAGAAUGCUUGAUAUGGGUUUUGAACCACAAAUUAGAAAAAUUGUAGAACAAAUACGACCUGAUAGACAGACUCUUAUGUGGUCUGCAACAUGGCCAAAAGAAGUUCGUAAUCUUGCAGAAGAAUUUUUAACUGAUUAUAUACAAAUUAACAUUGGUUCUCUACAAUUAGCAGCUAAUCAUAAUAUUCUCCAAAUUGUUGAUGUAUGUGAAGAAUAUGAAAAAGAGGGUAAACUUAUGAAACUUUUAGAAGAAAUAUCAAAUGAACCAGAAAAUAAAACUAUCAUUUUUGUUGAAACUAAGAGAAAAGUAGAUGAUAUAACACGUGCAAUUAAUAGAUAUGGAUGGCAAGCAAUUGGCAUCCAUGGUGAUAAAAGUCAACAAGAAAGAGAUUAUGUAUUAAAUCAGUUCCGGAAUAGCAGAUCUGCCAUUCUAGUAGCUACAGAUGUUGCAGCAAGAGGAUUAGAUGUGGAAGAUGUUAAGUUUGUAAUAAAUUUGGAUUACCCGUCCAAUUCGGAAGAUUAUGUACAUCGGAUCGGACGUACGGGACGAUCACAGCGUACCGGAACUGCGUACGCAUUUUUCACUCCCGGUAAUGCACACAAGGCUAGUGACUUAAUACAAGUUUUAGAAGAAGCAAAACAAGUUGUAAAUCCUAAAUUAUAUGAAUUAUCGAGAAAUCCAGGCAUUUAUAAAAGAGGUCGUUAUGGAGGACGUAGCGGAGGUGGCAGUGGACGUGGUUCUGGAGGCCGCGGUGGCGGCGGUUCACGAGGUUCGCGAGGAGGUCGUGAUGGAGAUAGAGGUGGAAGAUUUGAUCGUUCUAAUAGUGGUAGUGGUGGAGACCGAGGAAAUAAAUGGAAUGGCAAUAAUAGCAGUAUGACUUCAAAUAAAAAUUGUGGUAUAGGAAGUAGCAGUUAUAAUAGUAAAGUAUUUUCUCAAAACAAUUAUGGUGGAAGCUCUGGUGGUGGUUCCAACAGUUAUAGUCAAAAUGGUGGAUAUGGAGGAAGCGGGGGAGGAAGUAGUGGCAGUAAUUAUAGACAAAAUGGUUAUUAAUUUUAAAAUAAUUAAUUUUAAGAAAAAUUUAUGUAAUAUAGUAAAAAAAAAAAAAAAACAAGAAAGAAACAGAAAAAUAUUGUAUUUCAAUAGAACAUGUUUUCUAUGUAGUGUAGUUUUUAUCAUGACUAAACAUGUUCUGUUCAAAUAGAAUAUUUUUUCUAUAUAACGUGCUUCUCACGCUGACUAAACAUAAAGUAGAAUAAAAUUCACGUAAUAGCGAUUAAAACAAUAUAAUUAAAUGUAUUAGAAGAUUUAGAUUAUUUAAGGAUAUUCAUAAGCAUUCUUUUUUAUAAUAAAAAAAAAAAGAAAAAAGAAAAAAAAUGUACAUGUAAAUGUAAUAGCAGAUCACAUUACUGCUGAUUUUUAACUUCAAUUUUUGCAAAUAUAACUAUAUUAUUUUCAUGGAA